AUGGGUUAUCGGCCUUCUAUUAUAUUUGUCUUAGGUGUCUUCAUCAAUUAUUUUUAUGUAACCGACGUGCUGGCAAAGCUAACUCCAACGUCUCGAGUAUGCAUCAUUGGAGCUGGCUAUGCAGGACUAGCUGCAGCCCGACACAUGAAAAAUAACGGUCUGAAUUUCACAGUCUUUGAAAGCACCAGCUACAUUGGGGGUACAUGGAGGUUCGAUUCUAGAACUGGAACUGAUGAAUUUGGAGUGCCACUAUUUACUAAUCAGUAUAAAAAGUUAAGAAUCAACACGCCGUAUCAGACAAUGGAGUUUAGCGGUUUCCCAUUCCCGGACGGGACAGUUUCAUUUCCUUCAGGAGUCUGCUUCUAUAAGUAUUUGCAAGCGUUUGCAAGACAUUUUGAUUUGAUGAAGGAUAUUCAGCUUAAUAGUCAAGUAACCUGGGUACAAUGGACUGGAGAAUAUUGGAACCUGACAUAUACGAAGAGCGACACCAAGAAUAACGUGACAGAGCAAUGCGAUUUCGUUGUUGUUGCCAGCGGAGAGUUCAAUAAUCCCUACAUACCUAAAUUCGAAGGACAAGAAUUGUUCAAAGGCAAAGUAUUGCAUAGUCACUCUUAUAAGGAUGCUGAAGAUUAUCGGAGUAAACGAGUGCUUUUAAUUGGUGGAAGAGCAACAGGAGUUGAUCUUGCCGUACAGCUCUCUAAUAUAACCUCGAAACUGGUGCACAGUAACCAUAUAUUUCGGACAUUUAAAACCUUUAAUCCACCAAAUUUCCCUGAGACUUAUAUAAAUAAACCGGAUUUGAAACAUUUCACUCCAAAUGGUGCUGUAUUUGAGGACGACACUGCUGAAGAUUUCGACAUUGUCAUAUAUUGCACAGGUUAUAAAUACUACCAUCCGUUCCUGAACCAUCUAUCGAGCGGUAUUACUACGUCCGAGAGCUACGUGUUCCCACUGUACCAACAGAUUGUAAACAUCAACCAGCCCACGAUGACAUUCGUAGGAGUUUCCAAGGAAAUUAUUUCUAAAAUUUUAGAAGUUCAGGCAGAAUACUCAGCAGCUUUAGCCGCAGGAAAGUUUGAAUUGCCACCUAAAGAUGAAAUGUUGCGACAAUGGGUGGAUCACGUGCACACACUCAGGAAGGAAGGCUUUAGAGCCACGGAUGUCAACAGCAUCGGCACUAAUAUUGAUAAAUACUUCGCAACCCUACACAAGGAAGCAGGUAUUCAGAUGUUGCCUCCGGUUUUUAACAUGAUGAUUAGUUUUGACAUAAAGAACAUACUAGAAGACCUCGUUAACUUCCGUGAUUAUGAUUACAAUGUCAUUAGUGAUACUCAAUAUGUAAAGAAAUACAAUCCGAGACAAGAAGUUUGCCCCUUUAAUACAUAA
Arctia plantaginis is the source of this 1386-nucleotide messenger RNA. The record is from the annotation of a GenBank genome assembly. NCBI's taxonomy places the organism in Eukaryota, Metazoa, Arthropoda, Insecta, Lepidoptera, Erebidae.